Messenger RNA from Rhipicephalus microplus (southern cattle tick), 1317 nucleotides. RefSeq lists its product as uncharacterized. Lineage: Eukaryota; Metazoa; Arthropoda; Arachnida; Ixodida; Ixodidae. The record is from RefSeq and is a predicted model, not a curated record.
AUGAGUCUGAACUCAAGCUAUAAAGUCGUCCUGCGACGUCUUCCAACUGGUAACGACGUCUUGAAUUCCGUUUUCCUUCAUUCCGACUUGAGUGGUAGGCCGUACCGUGCCCCAGACUUCCGUGACGCGCUGCUUAAAGUGGUGAGCACAGCGGACAUUAUGGGAGUUGGCCAGUAUCAAAUGAGCCAUGUAUGGAUGGUUACGUGUGCAAGCAGCAUGGCGAAACAGAAACUGGUCACUUGUGGUGAGCUCCGUGUAGAAGGGCUGAAGUGCAUGGUUUUAAAUCCGGAGACCAAGAAUAUUAGGCUGAAACUUUGGCUUCCGCUUCAUCUUGAAUCGCGACGUGUUGAAGAGGCGUUCCAAGCUUACGGCGUUGUGAAGUCCGUUGAAAGAGAGGCAUGGAGAUGUGCAGGAAUGGAACAAUGGAUGACAAGAAAUAGAGACGUUGCCUUGGAGCUCAAGGACACCAUCACUGUGAGCUCAAUACCACACCUAAUGUCAAUCUAUGGCCACCAAUGCCUCGUACUUAUUCCCGGUAGGCCUCCACUGUGUAUUCGGUGCAAGCGAGUGGGGCAUGUACGACGACAGUGCAAAACACCGAGGUGCUUGCAGUGCCAGCGUUUUGGUGACUCGUCGGAUGCCUGUGUGUCAACUUAUGCCAACAAACUCCGUUCUCGCCAAGGCACAGAAGAGCAACGUCUGGAUCAUCUUAUGGAUGUCACUGAAGUAGUUCAUGCGACAGGAGAUGCCGCGGGAGCAGAAGAAGGUGCCGUAAAGGAAGUUGAACACUUGUCCAUGGAUACCCUUGGCACGCAAAAUAACACCGCUAGCGACGCCAGUGAAAACAUAAAUGAAUGCAUUGCUACAGGCGAACACCACUUGGAAGGCCUUAAAGACAAGCCUCCUGACAAUGAGGAACAAGAAGGAAUGGAUAGCAGUCAGACAAGGAAGCGUCAGGCACCGGUCACCAAUGAAGCAACAACGAGUGCGCCAGACACGACAGAGCAAGUGUCUUCGUGUGGUCCACGUGUCACCUUCUUUGGGGACCGAGAGACGCGCCGCCUAUGCCAGCGUCCUGAAGAAAGUGCUCCUAAAAAGUGCAAAGGAGGAUUGGAAGUGUUUGAGAACUGGGUCAAACGCAAGCUGCAUUGCGUCAAACGCACGUGGUGCCACACAUGGCCAAAUUCGAAAUCAUAUCAGAAGGAGGCCAUAUCAGAAGGAGGCCGUGGCUCGCUCAGCGUCUGCUUCAUCUCGCUGGCGAGCCAAGACGUCUUGGCACCCUACCCUUCAGCGAUGUGGAGGCUACAGGGCCCCUAA